AGGGCUGCUCGGAGCGCACUCUAGACGUCUGUAACGGAGCAAAGGCUUGAGUGAAUUUAUGGUCGAGUUUCAGAUAGUUAUUAGGCUACUGACUCAAACAACUAUACAACAAAAAACAUACGGGACUACAUUUAUUUUAAUUAUUUUAAUUAUUUUUCAUCGCGUUAUUUAUUUUUUCAUUCAUUUUUUUUUUCUCUUGCUUUAACGUUAUUUACUUUUCAUUCAUUUUUCGAACCUUCUGGUAGUCUUUCAUUGCUGCUGCUGCUGCUGCUGGUGGGUAAUGGCAAGCUCGGGAAUACAACUUUUUGGGUUCUUGCUCGCAGUGGUGGGUCUGGCAGCCAUCGUCACCGCCACUUGCAUGGUAGAGUGGACCACAUUCGAGAGCAGCGAGGAACAGGCGGAGAUCUACGGGGGGCUGUGGGAGACGUGCAGGGUGACCAGCUCACGGAUGAGCUGCAAGGCCCGCGAUUCCUUUUUAGAACUGUCAUGGGGUAUCCAGGUCACCAGGGCAGUGUUGAUAAGCAGCAUCUGUCUCUCAAGUCUGGCAGUUUUGGUGUCCAUUUGGGGAAUGAAGUGUACUCGCUUUAUGGAGGACAGGGAAGAGACCAAACGCUUCAUGGCAUUGUCUGGAGGAGUCAUGUUCAUGAUCUCUGGUUUAUUGGCUCUGGUUGUGACCUCCUGGUAUGUUGGAUUACUCAUUGAGGCCUACAAAAAUGCCCAUCACCUAGACAGAUAUGAGUUUGGCAAUGCAGCUUUUGUCAGCUGGGUGGGGUCCAUCCUCAGCCUGGUGGGGGGGGCGUUCCUCAACUGUCGGAGGUGCUUUGGGACGAGGUCGUCCUUGUCCCCGGCUAUGAUACGCCAGUCAGCGGCAGGCGGUGCUGAAUAUGUUUAAUGUUAAAGGUCAUACUCGGUUAGGGCCAACCUUAAGGAUUGUAGCAAGCUUUGUUGUAUUUAAUUGUUCGAAAGGUCAGUUUUUCUUUCUGUUUUGGACAAUGAAGUGUAAACUGUCAGGGUUAUUUGAGUUGUAGUCCUUAAAUACUAUUACAGACUCAGCACCCACUGACCCUAUAGUAGAAAGGGUAGAAACUUUAAGAAGGAACAUAUGAAGGAUCCAUCUGUCUAAGAAUGGCUAUGAGUGCAAUAGGUGCUGAUUAGGCAGAUGUAAAUUAUUUGCCAAAUUAUAAGUACAAAGUACAAAUUAUAUAAUUAUGGCAAAGAAAAAAUGAAGGAUAAAGUACAAAAUGCACUAAGAUAUGUUGUAGUGGUUAUAUGUUUUUUUUUUAAGUUUAUAUUAUCAGAGAAAGGUCCGUUUAUCUGCCAUACAUGAGUUAUUUUGGUUUGUAUUUUUUUAAACAAUGUAUUUUUCCAGAUUUGUAUAGAACAAUAGUAUAUUUUGAACUUUUUUAAAGAAUAAAUUCAACAUUUGGUCUACUUUGGCCUACGUGUCUAUGUCUAUCUUUGUUGAUGCUAAAUUAGCGAGCAGAGCAAAUCUGGCAGAUAAAAAUCAGGGUUUAAUGAGGAUUUUCCUGAGAAUGAGCAAGCUUUCCUUCCUUUUUCAACAAGCUGAGUAAAUGCGGCAGUUCAAAUGUUUAUAAAUCUUGUUAUUUAAUCACAGUAUUCCAUAGGAGAACUAAUUACUCAGAGACGUUUGUUUCUAUGUUGUGGUUACCGAGUCCACCCUGGGUUUAGUGUAAAGCUGUUUCAAUAAGAUAAGAGCAUUUUAUUGCACUUCCUAUUUGACUUGGAGAGGGCUUGCUGGGCAGAGAAUGCCAAAUGUGUUUAAGGUUUUCAUAAAAAACAAAAGUUUUCUCCACCGUCAUCCUCAUUCUUAUGGUUGGUUUUGUUGUUUCUUUAGUUGCUGUUUUGUCUCGUUUUCUUCUUGGCUGUCAAAAUUGAUGACCUUGACAUUUCUCCCCUGCUAACGCAAUCAGUAGGAAAUGACAUCAUCCUCGCUAAACAAGAGGUAGCUUGGACAGAGACUUCUGGGAAAUUAUCGUUUUUUUCCCCAAGCGGAUGGUGAGGCCACGCAGCCACCUCCCACAGGGCCUAUAAAGCCCUUCCCGUGCAUAUACGUCCAGGAAGGGGAAAGGGUUUGGAGUUGGAUUCAAAUGAAAGGUAAAGUGGUAGAAGGCAUCCAUUUUUUUUUUCUUGUCAACCACCGGUGUGCCUGCUUAGAUAAUUAUAUUUCAUUGUUUCACUUUUCUUCAACUCUGCCAAACUGUUGCAGUAUGCAGGUGGUGUGUGUAUUCAAAAGACUGACCUGCAUUAUGCCAAACUCUAAGCAACCAAACGCCUUGUUUUCAAAACCACUCCAGUGAAGCCAUACAGGCUAUACGUGCCUGGCGGUAAUGUAUUUCACUUGUGUUUGUUAGGAACUCCUGUCCCCCACCCAGUUCUCCCCAAGAGAAACAACCGGAUAUAAAUUUGUUUCUCUAAGUCACAUUAUGCUGUAGUAGACUAAUGGUUUGUUUAAAUCAACUUCCUGUCAGUGUAGUUUAAUCUGUAGCUGGAGCAAUUUCAAGCCUAGUUAUUAUCUUGAAGUUCAAAUAAUAAAAGAGUCAAUUAUCCUAUACCAAUAGACCUUUCAAACUGACAUUGUUUCUCACACCCAUCCACCGAUGCCACGAAACAGAGAUCUAUGGUAUGGUAAAACCUUGACCUUGGGUGUU
Gadus chalcogrammus (walleye pollock) is the source of this 2669-nucleotide messenger RNA. Its product is annotated as claudin-1. Gene Ontology annotation, molecular function: structural molecule activity. The record is from RefSeq and is a predicted model, not a curated record. Gene Ontology annotation, biological process: cell adhesion; bicellular tight junction assembly. NCBI's taxonomy places the organism in Eukaryota, Metazoa, Chordata, Actinopteri, Gadiformes, Gadidae. The transcript has 4 exons. Gene Ontology annotation, cellular component: bicellular tight junction; plasma membrane. Bases 281 to 892 code for a protein of 203 amino acids.